Molecule: messenger RNA, 1380 nt
Organism: Didymodactylos carnosus
Lineage: Eukaryota; Metazoa; Rotifera; Eurotatoria; Philodinida; Philodinidae
Source: the annotation of a GenBank genome assembly
AUGGGCGGUCGUCCCUUAAUGGGCGGUUGUCCCUUAAUGGAUGUGCUUUCAUCAUCAUCCACAAGGAAUUCUGAACAAAGAUGUCGAUUUGGUGUACUUGUCAAAGGUCAAACGAACAUAACGGAUUGUAUUAACAAACCAGCUGCAACUGAAGGCUACAAAGUGGAUUGUACAAAAGAUAUGAACUCUAACAACACGAUCUUUGAUCCAGUAACGAUAGGUUUCGGAGAAAAUUGUAUAAUUCAUGAACUACACGUACAAUUCAGUGAUAUACAUACAUUUUUACCCUUCAUUCGAAAUAUUAUUCCACUAUUACAAAAAACGUAUAUGGUGCCCAAAAAUAGUCAACUCUAUAUUUCUGUCGCUAAAGAUUAUCCACAACGUAACUUAAUAAUGUUUUGGUCUUGGUACAUGAAUUCGGAACUUAUGGGAGUAUUUACACCUAAUAUAGAUGUAUUUGAAUUUGUGCUACACUCGAUGAACAUUUACAGUGCUCUUGGCAUCGAUGAUUUUAGUUUCAACUCUAAUUUAUCACCGUCACAUAUAAAAAUUCGUUAUCCAUGUGUUUCGGGUGAAAAACGUUUGCCAUACGGUGGUAAGGAUUUUUAUUAUGACAUAUCAGUCGUAUAUCAAAAGCCGAAUAAUGUUCAAAAUCAAUGUUCAAACGUUCUAUUAAAAUCAAAACUUAAGUGUCAAUUUAUGGCCAAUGAUGUUGCAUGUCGAGUGAAUGGUGAAUAUGUUCCAUAUACGUCUAUCGAUUGUACUCAUAUCAGAGAUCCUACAAAUAUUGUUGGAAAACAACGAACGAAAUACGAAAUACAAGGAUUUGAUAGUGGGUGUAAAGUAAAUAAUAUCACAUUAAAAUUUUCAACUACAACAAAAUUUAUGAAAUUCAUUGAUGAAGGUAUUAUAUUUAAAUAUUUUGAUGAUACAGGCUCUGGCAAAAAUUCGCUAGACAUCAGAAUUAAUAAACAAGAUGCAAAUUUACUAUUUAACGAUGAUCACUUUAACGUGUUAACAGCUAAUAAUAUGUUAGAUUUGUUUUCUGUAAGCAUAGAGGAUAGUAAACAAUCAUCAUUCGAAACCAUAAUUGUCGAAAAUUACAUCGAUGUUCAACAGGGUAGACUGAAAGAGGUAACAAUUCGCGGUCCCUGUAUGAUAUCGAAAGAUCAAUUAUUAUAUGAUACGCUCUUCAAAACAUCAAGCGUUAGAGCAAAAUGUGAAAAUAUAAAAUUUAUAAAAACAGCUCUGACAACAGCAAUCACGUUGAAAAAAGAGAUAGAUUCAUCGAGAACUAAAUAUGGUGAUGGACCUAGAAGAAAUGGUCAUUCUCAAGACGAAAUACCAGCAGCAACUGAAAGUUUAUCGGCAGAUGCAUAG